AUGGAUAGUAAGACGAAUGCUAGCAUACAACUUCGCCAACGAGCUAUCGAGGCAGGCAUUGCAUUUGUGUCAUCCAACGAUAGCAUAGUCAUGGUUCCCAUUGCAUCAGAGCCCUAUGUGAUGAGUCGUAGUGCAUGUGAUGAAAUCAUGGCUAAGACCGAACUCCUGGGGCGAUUCAUAGCUGAUGCGGCCUUGGAUAGUGCCCUUGUUGAAGAAGUGGCCAAUAAAUGUCUCUCAGACAAGGUGUGUAAAGUACUCUGGAGAAUAGUAUCAGAAAAGAAGACCGUUCUUGGACAAGACUACGCUGCUGUCUUGCGAGCUUCUACUGCAAUCCUCCAGCGCACUGACUUUUAUAUGGUAAAUCGGAGCCCCAGACUGAUCGAGAUGAACACAGUAUCUGUUGGGCUGCUGAGCAUGAGUGCACGGCUUGCAGACAUACAAGCUUCCUGUGGUCAUUCAGGGAUCGCGCAGAGUAACCUUGCAUCGCUGUAUUCAUCUCUUGCGCGCAUUGCUGUUGAGGGUGAUACCACACCGUCUGUUUGGUUGAUGGUGGUCUCUGAAGAAGAACCCCUGCUUAAUGACCAGCUUGCAAUCUCUCAGGGGUAUAACUCUUAUUGCAAAGCACACGGAAUCCCAUCGACAAUGGUUCAAAGCACCUGUGCAGAGCUGGCAGGGGCCGUGCAUGCCCAAGAAGGAAGACUCGUCUACUUGCACAAAGGAACAUGCCUGCGAAUUGCUGGCGCUUACUGGCGCACAGGCUAUGCACGCGAGCACUGCACCCCAAACUAUGAACGAUUGCGGAUCCUGCUGGAGACACACUCCCUGGUUUCCAUUCCUACCGCUGAGGCCCAGCUUGUCGGUAUGAAGGUCGUUCAGAACAUGCUGCCUACUCUGACAGCCACCAGCAAGUAUGCAUACCUAAGUGGAAUUACGUCUACUCUCUCCAAAAUAUUGGACUCUCCGCAAGCGAUCUCCGCCUGGCUUGCCUCUUCGCCAGAUACCAGCACGAUGGUUCUGAAGUCCAUUGCAGAGGGCGGCGGGAACUGCGUCUUUGGAGACGACAUACCAGCAGCCUGGGAUGCCUUGCUCCGCACCGACUCUGCGGCAGCCUCGACACACUUCCUCAUGGAGCGCCUUGUCCCCGACAGCCAGGACGCAGUUCAGUUCAUUUACUCCAGUGAGAUUGUGAACGUUGCAAGAGCUGACGCAGAGACAGGUGUCUAUAGCUUCUGUCAGCCAUCUGAGGUGGGCACCGCACCAAUCCGUCACCUCGGAUUCCUCGUCCGCAUGAAAAGGGCUGGCACAGGAGAGGGUGGGAUCUUGUGCGGCCAGGGGGUGCUCGCUUGCCUAAAAGUUCAGUAG
Giardia duodenalis is the source of this 1362-nucleotide messenger RNA. RefSeq names its product putative Glutathione synthetase. Gene Ontology annotation, molecular function: glutathione synthase activity; ATP binding; glutathione binding. The transcript has a single exon. Gene Ontology annotation, cellular component: cytosol. Gene Ontology annotation, biological process: glutathione biosynthetic process. The coding region runs from base 1 to 1362 and encodes 453 amino acids. The record is from RefSeq and is a predicted model, not a curated record. Lineage: Eukaryota; Fornicata; Diplomonadida; Hexamitidae.